GUUUGUUGUUGCUUCUGUGCGUUAUUUAAACAAGACUGCAUUAAUUUGCCGACAAUAAAAAUAUUCAAUUUGAAUUUAAAAAUAUAGUUUAGUAACAAAUAUCGAGUUCAACAUGUCGCUACUGAUCAGAGCCGCUAAAACUGCACAUCAGCUCAUUCAUAAGGUACCUGUGCGACAUUUGAAUUUACUGGAGUUCCAGUCAAAGGAUUUAUUGCAAAAAUAUGGUGUGGCUAUACAACAGUUCAAAGUCUUGGAUAAUUCAAAAACUGAUGCGCAAGUCGUUCAAACAUUUGAUUGUCCCGAGUAUGUGGUCAAGGCACAGAUUCUAGCCGGCGGACGCGGCAAGGGAACCUUUGAUAAUGGCUUCAAGGGAGGCGUGCACAUAACCUCAAACAAGAGCGAAGUUCUUUCGCUGAGCAAACAAAUGAUUGGGAAUCGUCUGAUAACGAAGCAGACACCCAAAUCGGGUAUAAUGGUCAACAAGGUGAUGGUGGCACGUAGCAUCAACAUAACCCGGGAGACUUAUCUCUGCAUUUUACUGGAUCGCGAGCACAAUGGACCCGUGUUGAUUGCCUCUCCCGCCGGUGGCAUGGACAUUGAGGCCGUGGCCGAGGAGACACCCGAGAAACUGAAGACUGUGCCCCUGGACAUUGCCAAGCCGAUUCCCGAGAGCGUGCUGCUGGAUGUGGCCAAGUUUCUGGAGUUCAAGGGUGAUGCUGUCAAGCGUUGUGCGGAUGAAAUUCAAAAGCUCUACACACUUUUCAAAGCUGUGGAUGCUGUGCAGAUUGAGAUUAAUCCUCUAGCGGAGACUGAUAAGGGAGAAGUCAUCUCGGUGGAUGCCAAGCUGAAUUUUGAUGACAAUGCGCAGUUCAGACAGAAGGACAUCUUCAACUUGGACACUACCGAAGAGGACUCGGAUCCACGUGAAGUGGAAGCAGCCAAAUAUAAUCUCAACUAUGUGGCCAUGGAUGGAAAUAUUGGAUGUCUGGUAAAUGGCGCCGGACUCGCCAUGGCCACCAUGGACAUUAUUAAACUCAGUGGCGGUGAACCCGCCAACUUCUUGGAUGUCGGUGGCGGAGUCAAUGAGGAUCAGGUCGCCAAGGCCUUUGAGAUACUCACAUCCGAUCCGAAAGUCAAGGGAAUUCUGGUGAAUGUCUUUGGCGGCAUUGUCAAUUGUGCCACCAUUGCUAAUGGCAUUGUAGCGGCUUCCAAGAAGCUAAAACUCAAUGUACCACUCGUAGUGCGCCUGGAAGGCACCAAUGUGACCAAAGCUCGGGAGAUUUUGAAAAACUCCGGUCUGCCCAUUCAGACAGCCAGCGAUUUGGAUGAUGCGGCCCAAAAGGCAGUGGCUGCACUUUAAAUUUAAGAAUGAACUUUAUCAAAGACGCACAGUGUUGAGCAUUUAAAGGGACAAAACACAAUAAUUUUACGUUUGAAAGACUUUUUUAAAUAUAUAAAAUAUAUUUACACCGUUAA
This is a messenger RNA of Drosophila innubila, 1476 nucleotides long. It is a transcript of the gene ScsbetaG, whose product is annotated as succinate--CoA ligase [GDP-forming] subunit beta, mitochondrial. NCBI's taxonomy places the organism in Eukaryota, Metazoa, Arthropoda, Insecta, Diptera, Drosophilidae. Gene Ontology annotation, biological process: succinyl-CoA metabolic process; tricarboxylic acid cycle. The coding region runs from base 113 to 1360 and encodes 415 amino acids. The transcript is spliced from 4 exons. Gene Ontology annotation, cellular component: mitochondrion; succinate-CoA ligase complex. The record is from RefSeq and is a predicted model, not a curated record. Gene Ontology annotation, molecular function: succinate-CoA ligase (GDP-forming) activity; ATP binding.